AUGAAUGCUGACAGCCUCUCCGUCAAGGGUCUCCAGAAGAGCUCAUGGGGCCCUUCCAUGCAAUCAGGCUGGGGAAAAGUCCGAGGACGGAGCCCAGAGAAGCGAUCCAUUGAUCCCAUCCAGCGGCGGAUCCCUUUUAGGAGCCCCGGGAAGGCAAGAAGGCAGCCAGGCCGGGACUCAACCCGGAGCGGGGAGGCGCCUUGCCCUCCCUGCCGCGCAGCUGGGUUGGCUCUCGGGGCAGCACCGCCCGGCCUCCGCCUCCGCCUCCGUCCCUCCCCGCCCGGCCGUCCCGGCGCCGCCUGCCCCGUCCCGGUUUCCGCUGGCAGCCGAGCCGAGCCGAGCCGCGCCGUGCCAAGCGAGCAGACCGUGGACCCGGGCUUGGUACCUCGGUCCAGCAAGGCGGAGAAAGAGAGAAAAACUACAGCCCGUCGACAAACUCCAUCCAGCUGGAGACCCAGAAGUGACGUUGCAGGAGAGUUUAAGAAGUGCAGCAUGGCCAGGGGCUGCUUGUGCUGCCUGAAAUACAUGAUGUUCCUUUUCAAUUUGAUCUUUUGGAGGCUGUUGCGGCUUUUGUGUUACCCUUCCCCAGCAUUGCUUCCGGAGACCCUGUAAUUUGCUGAUCCAAGAGAAGCCGGCUCCCAGCACAUGUUUUCUCUCCGUGGGCCGCCCAUAAGGAUGAUGGAGAAAGCCCCACCAGCCACCAGAACUGGUGGCAAUUACGCAACAC
Molecule: messenger RNA, 727 nt
Organism: Pantherophis guttatus
Lineage: Eukaryota; Metazoa; Chordata; Lepidosauria; Squamata; Colubridae
Source: RefSeq, a predicted model, not a curated record